This is a messenger RNA of Notodromas monacha, 409 nucleotides long. The record is from the annotation of a GenBank genome assembly. Lineage: Eukaryota; Metazoa; Arthropoda; Ostracoda; Podocopida; Cyprididae.
GUAGGUGUUGUGAAGUGUUUUUGAUCUCCGAGCUCGGUGUGACAAGUGGGAAAACUUUUUUAAAAUGGAAAAGGUUAUGUUUCUUGCGAUGGUUCUUUUGGCUGUUUGUGCCGUAAAUUGCGGAGCUGCUUCUCUCCGUAGCGCUGCGGGCAAUUCUUCGGAUGAGAUUUCGGCGAAUUCAUCCAAGACUGCUGAAACGAAGAAUGGCACGGAUAUUCCGUUUGUGGUUGAGUCGAAGAAUGCCACAGAGGAGGGUAGCAAUGCCACGAAAUCUGCAUCGGAGAUGAUGGGAAAGGCGGAAGAUUCGCCGGUUGGGGUUGCAGUCCGACUGCUGCAAGCGAGACGAAUCGGGCGGCGUACGGACAGCGGCGGCGGCGGCUGCGGCGCCUCGGAUCGAGCAGCAGUAUAG